Molecule: messenger RNA, 665 nt
Organism: Camellia sinensis
Lineage: Eukaryota; Viridiplantae; Streptophyta; Magnoliopsida; Ericales; Theaceae
Source: RefSeq, a predicted model, not a curated record
UAGUUAGUACUGUUAUCAUUGUUUAACUAUAUAUGUAACAAACCCUUACAAUAUGGAUUAUGUAGCGUCGCUACGACACCGGGAAACUUAAUAGGAGCAAGCUACCCUACAAUCACAGUAGUGGGUCGCGAUCUUUUCCGGCGGCGAUGAGCAUUGAGGUGAAGGAAAAUGGUGGCUUCUUGCCAGAUAUUUGCGAUUUCUACAAGGACACUCAUCAGCACAAGAAGACAAAAGAAUGGAUUGAUCCUAUAUGCGGUGCUCUACAUGAGCAAAUGACGAUGGUGCGGGAUGAGUCUAUCGAGUCUGGAACGCUCAUGACACAAGAGGAUAUAUCAAGAGUGGUUCUUGGGAAGAAUAAGGGAUACUUGAGAGGUUUUGGGGUCGAACCAAAGCCCUCGUCCUGUGAUUCUGGGUUGAAUGCGGCAUCACAAGCACGUGAGGAGCACUUGAAAAGGCUUACAUCCGAGUUGGAGAUACUACGUGCAGAGCAGCAGAGUGACCGUGAGGACCAUCAAAAAAAGGAAGAGGACCAACAUAUAAAAGAUGCAGAGAAUGCAAGACAACGUCAAGAGAUGCAAGGGCAGAUUUUUGGACUUCAAGGCAUGGUGGCGCAAGUUUUGGAAAUGCUCAAUCCAUCAAUUCACCACCAUAGCUACUCAUGGUAA